Calliphora vicina (urban bluebottle blowfly) is the source of this 954-nucleotide messenger RNA. RefSeq names its product homeobox protein Hox-B4. The transcript has a single exon. The record is from RefSeq and is a predicted model, not a curated record. Gene Ontology annotation, biological process: regulation of transcription by RNA polymerase II. Gene Ontology annotation, molecular function: DNA-binding transcription factor activity, RNA polymerase II-specific; RNA polymerase II cis-regulatory region sequence-specific DNA binding. The coding region runs from base 1 to 954 and encodes 317 amino acids. Gene Ontology annotation, cellular component: nucleus. Lineage: Eukaryota; Metazoa; Arthropoda; Insecta; Diptera; Calliphoridae.
AUGUCUCGCUCGUUUUUAAUGGAUUCUUUACUCAGCGACAAUAUGCCUCUAAGCAAAAAGGAUACUAUGGCUGGUUCACCUACAGCUGGACCCUCCAUGGCUGCCACCACAGCGGCUCAUGCCGCCGCAGCAGCUGCGGCUGCUGCCAUGUUACCCAAUAUACCCAUGCUGCCUUAUCCAGCCAGUUAUGUGGGCAGCUAUUUGUUUUCCUUGGGCAUACAACAACAACAGCAGCAGCAACAACAAGCGGCAGCAGUAGCCGCAGCCGCUGCUCUCCAGCAACAGGCCUAUCAUCAUCCCUACGCUUCGUUCAUUUCGCAAAAGCGCAAAUUAUCGGCCACAUUUGACAACUACUCUGCUCAACAACAUCAGGCGGUAUCUCCCCGCAUGGCACCAGCCACCAUUUCUUAUGGCUCCAUCUUGCCUUUGGGUGACAAUGGCUACUGCACUUCACCAUCAGCUUCCUCCUCCACCUCAACCAUGGAUUAUCCUUGCGUGGAAGAACAACAAAACAAACGUUACAAACAUGAUUCAUCCUGUUCUCCCUCCUCAUCGCCUUUGAAAAAUACUCUGCCUUCAUCUACCUCUUCGCAUGCAAACCCAACUAACACCAACAACUCCCAUUUGGAUUUGACUCCCGUUGUCUCGGAUUAUGCCGAUUCCAGCAAACGCAUACGCACUGCCUUCUCCAGCACUCAAUUGCUUGAACUCGAGCGUGAAUUCUCCAUGAAUGCUUAUCUCUCUCGUCUAAGACGCAUUGAAAUCGCCAAUCGUUUGCGCCUAUCCGAGAAACAAGUCAAGAUUUGGUUCCAAAACAGACGUGUCAAGCAAAAGAAGGGCUCCGACUCACCCACCUUCAAUGGCUCCAGCAAUAGUCCUUCUCAAUCUCCCUCUCAUGAAGACAACUCGCCUGUGAAAUACACCGACGGCGCUUUUGUGAAACAAGAACAUUAA